UAACAUUCCUGUUAACAUUUCCUUUGUCUAAUUUGAUACAAUGAAGGCUUAGGGAACCACCCCCCACCGCCCUUUCUCUCUUUCCCUCCCUUUUGUAGUCACUGCAGAUCCAGGGCUCUUGGACUUCUCAGUGUCUGACUUUUAGAGAAAACAGAGCCGUGUCAUACAGACAGAAUCAUAGUUGCAGACUUGCACCCAAAACCAUUUUGUCCUGCUGAUUUCUUGUGGAAAAUUUUCCAUUUGUCUGGAUCCCAACUCUGGCUUAGCACCCGUCUGACCCCGUUGGAUUUAACUUUGUUGCUGUAUUACAGAGUUAAAAGGGCAAACUUUAUCACAAGGAAUUGUUUUUCACUCAGAAGGUUUUCAUUACAGUUUAUUUUUGAUUUGGAAGACUAUUUUAGGAGGACUUUGGCUGCAGGUCAGUGUAUUGUGCUCUAAUAACAAGAUGGGGAUUGUAUUUUGGAUGUUUUCUCUUCUGGCUCUUCCAGUACUUCAGUCUGCCAAGAUCCUGACUGUCUGUCUAAUUGGAGGAAGCCACUACUUGUUAUUAGAUGAAAUUUCUCAUAACUUACACCAGCGUGGCCAUGAGGUUCGCAUGCUCUUGCAACUGGGCAACCCUGUUAUUACAGGGUUUUCCUAUGCAGGCCGUGCAGACAGUUACCAGAUGAGCACCUGGUUCUUAGGCGAGAAAUACAUCAAAGAUUAUAACGGCUGGUUUCUAGAGCAACAGACGCAGUUUUUACUGGGAAGAGAUAACUUGACUAACUUUCUAAACUUCAUGGGGCACAUUUCCUAUCAGUGUGACAAGCUGUUAGGGGACAAAGAGAUGAUAACUUUCCUCCAGACGGAACGCUACGACAUCACCAUCCUUGAUGCUUUUAAUCCCUGUUCCUUCAUUCUGGCACACAAACUUGGUGUCCACUAUAUAGCUUUCUAUCCUGGCACUCUGAAUGGUCCUCUGUCCAUCGCGCUCCCCAGCCCGGUCUCCUACAUCCCAGUCUUCAGCUCCCAGCUAUCCGACCACAUGAACAUCUGGGGUCGUGCAAAGAACCUCUUUUAUUCUUUCCUGGCACCUGUAGGGCAGGAACUUGUAUGGUCGACAUUUAGGGAUGUAGCUGAGCGCCAUCUCGAGUCCGGCUCACCCCCUGGUGGUCUGGAGGAGUUACAUCAAGGAGCUGAACUCUGGGCCUUCAACACUGACUUUUCACUGGAGUUCCCGCAGCCCCUUAUGCCUUACACCGUGCUGGUGGGAGGUCUGCUGAAUAAACCUGCGAAGCCUCCGGAACAGGAUCUUGAGCUGUGGAUCUCAGAUCUCGGAGAGGUAGGUUUCAUUGUUGUGACUCUGGGAUCAAUGGUCUCUUCGAUCUCUGUGGAACCUCUGCUUGUGGAGCUUGUGGCUGGCUUCUCCAGGAUCCCUCAGGGGGUGCUCUGGAGGUAUGACUCCCAGCGAUGGCCAUCUCACCUGGACAGACCUCACAAUCUCAGACUAGUGGAUUGGCUGCCCCUUAAUGACUUACUGGGUCACAAAAAAGCCUGUCUCUUUAUCACCCAUGGUGGACAAAACAGCCUGCUGCAGGCAGUGUACCACGCUGUUCCUGUGCUGGGAAUCCCUCUGUUUGGAGACCAGUUUGAUAAUAUGGUGAGGGCUGAAACGAAGGGACUUGGCCUCACCAUCAACCCCACACACAUCACCAGGGAAGUGCUCAGCUCCACUAUUCAAACACUCAUACAGGACAUCAGGUUCAAGUCUACAGCUUUGUCCCUUAGCAGGAUCCACAAAUCUCAUCCUGUCCCUCCAGCCCUUCGACUCAUCCAGUGGGUGGAGCACAUCCUGCACAGUGGAGGUGGAACUCAUUUAAGGCCAGCUUCACUGGCGCAUCCAUGGUACCAGAGAUACCUAUUGGACCUGGUGCUUCUUCUCUCCCUGGUGCUUCUUGGACCUGUAGUUCUCUCCUGGACUUUUUGUAGGAGCAGGAAUAGCAGGGAUAAACACAAAAAAAUACAUUAGCGACACCUCAGAGACAAGUCAGAUUUAUACCUUAGUUCUGUGUUACUGUUUUAUCUCUGACUUAUUAUGUACUGAACCAAUAUGAGAACUUGCUAACUUGAAUUCCCUCUACCCUAAAAUACUGCAGCUGUUCAAUAAAAAAAACAUGCUUGUUAUAA
Molecule: messenger RNA, 2166 nt
Organism: Micropterus salmoides (largemouth bass)
Lineage: Eukaryota; Metazoa; Chordata; Actinopteri; Centrarchiformes; Centrarchidae
Product: UDP-glucuronosyltransferase 3A1-like
Exons: 10
Coding region: 446-2008 (520 amino acids)
Molecular function (GO): UDP-glycosyltransferase activity
Source: RefSeq, a predicted model, not a curated record